GAGGUUGCGACGUUUGUCUGGAUUGUGAACGCCGAGACAACUGCGAAAACGUGCUGGACAAACAUCCCCAUAUCCGAGGCAUUGUUAGGGGGAAAGGCGCGGUGCAAUGGCGUUAACACAGGUGUCUUCCAGCAAGUGUUGUGGCGGCUACCAGAAAGUGUUCGAGCACGACAGCACUGAGCUGAAGUGCAAAAUGAAGUUUGCCAUCUACCUUCCUCCUAAGGCAGAGAGUGCCAAAUGCCCUGUUCUUUACUGGCUCUCAGGAUUGACGUGUACAGAGCAGAAUUUCAUCACUAAAGCUGGAAGCCAGCAGGCUGCAUCAGAACAUGGCAUCAUCAUCGUGGCCCCAGACACCAGCCCACGGGGCUGCAGCAUUGAGGGGGAAGAUGAAAGCUGGGACUUUGGAACCGGUGCUGGUUUUUAUGUGGAUGCCACACAGGACCCUUGGAAGACCAACUACCGCAUGUACUCCUACGUCACAGAGGAGCUACCACGCCUAAUAAAUUCUAACUUCCCUGCUGACCCAGAAAAGAUGUCCAUCUCGGGCCAUUCUAUGGGUGGUCAUGGUGCCCUCAUCUGUGCCCUGAAGAACCCUGGGAAAUACAAGGCUGUGUCAGCUUUUGCCCCUAUCUGCAAUCCAAUACAGUGUGCCUGGGGACAAAAGGCCUUUUCUGGAUACCUUGGACCUGAGAAAUCCACCUGGGAGGCUUACGAUUCAACAGUUUUGGCCGCUUCUUACUCUGGGCCAGAGUUGGACAUUCUUAUUGAUCAGGGCCGUGAUGAUCAGUUCCUGUCUGCCAGUCAGCUUCUUCCUGAUAACCUGAUUGCUGCCUGCUCAGAGAAGAAGAUACCUGUGGUAUUCAGACUCCAGCAGGGCUAUGACCACAGCUACUACUUCAUCUUUUCUUUCAUUAAUGACCACAUCAAGCACCAUGCCAAGUACCUGAAUGCAUAAGACUGCUCCAGACAACAACAGUAAACAAGCACUAUUGCACAUCACAAAUACCUGAACAUGCAUUAUGUAGUGGUGGGUAUAGCUUUGGGUUAACUUGUCAUGUUCUUGUCUAUAUCAGUUUUGUCAAAUAAAGGCUAUUGGUAUAUU
This is a messenger RNA of Electrophorus electricus (electric eel), 1102 nucleotides long. It is a transcript of the gene esd, whose product is annotated as esterase D/formylglutathione hydrolase. Gene Ontology annotation, cellular component: cytosol. NCBI's taxonomy places the organism in Eukaryota, Metazoa, Chordata, Actinopteri, Gymnotiformes, Gymnotidae. Gene Ontology annotation, molecular function: S-formylglutathione hydrolase activity. The record is from RefSeq and is a predicted model, not a curated record. Gene Ontology annotation, biological process: formaldehyde catabolic process.